AUGCCGCAGUCGCCAGUGGAUGGAGGCGCUUCGCCCACGUCUUCCUACGCGCUACUUCAGGGUCCAUCCCACCCGUCGCAGCUCGCGGAAGAGCCCGACAGCAUCUUAAGCCAAAGCGCGGUCGACAUUUACGUCCAGGACAGUGACAGUGGCAAUAGUAGUGACCAUUCCCACACUACUGAGGAGGAAGAGGAGAAGGUGAUUGGUGGUAAUAAAGGUGGGAGACCACCUAGGGGUGGGGUCUCUGUUUCGAAGCAGCAGUCGUGUGAUGGCGAGGGGGUGGCCUCGGACGACCUUCCGACCACCUCGACCGACCUGUACCGCUACGUGUCCCUCAACGCCCCGUCUGCUACCGCUCGAUUUGGCUACUGUUCAAAUCUGGUCAUCACUAGUCGCUUUACUGUGUUGAAUUUCGUGCCAAAGCUCUUGUUUUACGAAUUUAGUAAACUCGCGAACGCCUAUUUCCUCGUGAUUUCCAUCAUGCAGACGAUCCAGCCAAUUUCCAAUACCGGCGGCUUCCCCGCUUCGUUGCCAGCUCUGUCGAUCAUUGUCUUGAUCGACAUGUUGUUCGCCUGCAUGGAGGACUACAAGCGGCACCAAGCCGACCGCGUGGCCAAUAACCUCCCGUGCGACCGCUUUAAUCUGGAAACCCGUGACUUUGAACGGACCAAGUGGGAGCUCUUGCAAGUGGGUGACGUGGUCAAAGUGGCGAACCGCGACCCAGUGCCUGCUGAUCUGGUGAUUCUAGGAGCUUGUGAACCCGAUGUGGACCACCCGGCUGGCAUUUGUUACGUCGAGACAAAGUCGCUGGAUGGCGAGACCAAUUUGAAGCUCCGACAGGGGCUGGAAGCGACGUAUACGACGUUACUGAACGAUGCUGCAAUUGGGGACUUGAAGGGCACAAUUGUGUGUGAAAAGCCGAACAAUUCGAUCCAUCGAUUCAGUGGCUCGCUCACCCUGGAAAAUGGCACAAAAGAGGUAAUUACGACCAACUCUGUGGUCCUGCGAGGCUCGACGUUGCGCAAUACCGAGUACAUUUACGGCCUCGUGGUGAACACAGGACCGGAUACGAAGAUCAUGAUGGCGUCGUCCUCCGAGCCGAUGAAAUGGAGCAACAUGGAGCGUCGGCUGAACAAGCAGAUUCUGUACAUUUGUGUCUUGAUGGUCGCUCUCUGUCUUGCAGGAGCGACGUUGUCGACGGUCUGGAAUGCAAAAAACUUGGACGAAGAUGCAGAGGAAGGCGCGUGGUAUUUGUACGACCGCAACUCGACAGCGGUGAAAUCUCCGGUGGGGACAUUUUUUAUCAUGGUGCUGUACUACUUUUUGCUGCUGAAUUCGUUCAUCCCCGUGUCGUUGUACGUGAGCAUGACGUCGGUCAAGUUUAUGCAGUCGUACUUUAUGAACAAUGACUUGGAGAUGUACCAUGAAGAGACGGAUACCCCGUGCCAAGUACGCACCAUGUCGUUGAAUGAAGAGCUGGGUCAGAUUGACUAUAUCUUUUCGGACAAGACGGGUACAUUGACGUGUAACGUCAUGGAGUUUCGCAAGUGCUCGAUCAAUGGAGUGGCCUAUGGACUGGGGGAGACUGAGGUGGGCAUUGCAGCGAGGAAGCGGCAGCAAGAAGAGGUGCCACUCAUGUCGUCGUUCUAUGCUGUGACCCCCGGUGGUGGCUGUGCGGCACCUCCGAAAAAAGACCGCAUUGAUCCGAUCACACCGGACGUCAAUAACGUGGCAUCGGACCGCGUGGUGAAGGCGCCGUUUGUCAACUACCAAGACGAUUCAUUGUUUGAUGCGUUUGCGCAGAAGAGCAGUGAGCAAGCAAAGUCUAUUGGCGCGUUCUUUGAGCACUUGGCUGUGUGCCACACGGUCAUGCCGGAAAAAGCUCCUGACAAUAGUUUGCGCUUGAGUGCUUCGUCGCCUGAUGAGCAAGCGCUGGUUGCUGCCGCAGCUUGUUUUGGGUACAAAUUUGUUGCACGUGCUCCAGGCAAAGCGAUGGUGGAGUAUUUUUGCUGCAUUGAGAACCCGGACGAGAUGGCAUGCAACCAGCCGGUUCCUGAUCAUUCCGUGGGGGCAUAUGAUAUCCUGGAGGUUCUCGAGUUUAACAGUACGCGGAAACGCAUGUCUGUGAUUUUGAAAGGACCUACGGGAGAUCUGAAGCUUCUUUGCAAGGGCGCUGACACUGUUAUGUAUGAGCGCCUGAGACCAACAGACGAUCCUGCUGUAAAGCAGACACGUGCUCUGACGCUUCAGCACAUGGAACAAUUUGCGUCGGAGGGGUUGCGAACACUGGUGAUCGGGUCUACUGAGGUUGACCCCACUUUUUUUGCAUCGUGGGUCAUCCGCUAUCGCACCGCAAUUAACGAUAUGUGUCAGAUUGAUCUGCGUCGUAACGGGGAGGACAAUGACAUUGACCGGCUCAUGGAGGAGAUCGAGGUGAACCUGGACAUUCUAGGCGCCACUGCUAUUGAAGAUCGACUGCAGGCUGAAGUUCCUGAUACUAUCUUCAAGCUGCGGCAAGCAUCGAUCAAGAUCUGGAUGCUGACUGGUGACAAGGAGGAGACGGCGAUUAACAUUGGCUUUGCGUGUCGUCUUUUGGCUUCUGACAUUGAACGGGUCGUUAUUUCGGCAGAUACACACACUGACUUGGCUAGUAUCGUGGAUGAGCUGGAAGAGUAUGCUCGACAGGAGGACAAUGAGGAGACAUGUGCAUCAUCCCCAGUCGGGCCACUGGAUGCUUUCGCGCCGUUUUCAGAGGCACAACGAGGCUCUGUUUCGCUCCGCAACCAGCACAAAAGGUUGACUCGCAUUGAAAGUAUGGCCGAGCGACCUCAGCAGGAUUUGGCUCUGGUGAUUGACGGAGAAACGCUAGAGCUGGCGCUCGAAGGGUGCCCUGAGCUGUUUUUGAAGGUGGCCGAGAAGUGCGUGGCAGUGAUUGCUUGUCGUGUUUCUCCUGCCCAGAAGGCACAGCUCGUGCGGUUAGUGCGUGAAAAUAAUCCGGGAAUGCGAACAUUGGCCAUUGGUGAUGGUGCAAAUGAUGUGUCGAUGAUUCAAGCAGCACACGUUGGUGUUGGCAUUUCCGGUCAGGAGGGGAUGCAGGCUGCCAAUUCAUCGGACUAUGCCAUUGCGCAAUUCCGAUAUCUGGCACGCCUGCUGCUUGUUCACGGACGCUGGAACUAUGUGCGCAUGGGCAAGUUGAUCUUGUACAUUUUCUACAAGAACGUGAUCCUGAACUUGACCCAGUUCUGGUACAUGAUUUACACGGGCUACUCGGGGCAGAAGUUCUUUCUCGAGUGGGGACUGCAGGGAUACAAUCUGCUCUUUACGGCGUUGCCAAUCAUCCUGGUGAGUACGUUUGAACAAGAUGUGCCAGCGUGCUUGGCGGUGAACUACCCGCUGCUCUAUCGCAUUGGCCAAGAAAACACGAGGUUCAAUACCAAAGUCGUGUGGGGUUGGAUAUCCUCGUGCGUGUGGGAGUCGCUCAUCAUUUGCUUUGGCGUGGUGCACGGGAUGCGCUACUUGGUGACCAGAGGUGACACGCCAACGAUGUGGGUGUAUGGAAGCACUUCGUUCACGAUCGUUUUGAUUGUGGUGACGCUCAAGUUGUGUUUGCACCAGCAAAUGUGGUGGCCGAUUCACAUUGCCAUCUACAUCAUGUCGUUCAUGCUCUGGAUCGGCACGGCAGCUUUUAUCUCGUCCGGCGACUCGGUGAGCUCGUCUUACUGGAAUGGUGUGUUUGCCAAUACGUUCCGCGUAGACGCGUUUUGGCUGGUGGUCCCGCUGCUUGUCGUCGCUUCCUUGUCGCGCGACUUCAUGUGGAAGGGGUAUAUACGAAUGUUCAAGCCAUCGUACAAGCACUUGGCACAGGAGGUGAACGCGUAUGGUCUGACACAUAUCGCGGACCAGUUGCUGACGUUCCCGCCAGCAGAAAGGAUUCCGGAAGAUGCCAUUGGUGGCGAAGCUGGCCGUAUUGCAGCAGGCUCUCUAUUAACUGCCAGCAUGCGGGACGUGACGGUAACGAAGCCAAUUGCUCCUACUGUCGUGUUGGCUCCGCGUCCAUUAAUCAGUCGGAUUGGAAGCCGCCGGUCGGUGGCAAGAGGCAGCGCGUUCAGCUACGAUGCUGAGAGUGUCAUGGUCGAGUCGUUCAUGUCAACGGACAGGUUUGCUCAGGACCCGAAAAAGACGAGCUCGAUCUUUGAGCGGCACGCGAGUCGUGGCUCGUUGGCUUUCCAGCGUCUUCCAAUGGAUUUGGACGGAGGGGAUCAACCUGCCGAGGAAAGUGCGGGCUUGUUGUCAGUCUCCGGUGCGUCUCCUUCACGUCGACAAUCGGUCGGCAAUAUCUUUCGCGGUGCACGCCAUGGCCAAGGUCGCGGCCGGGUCUUGUCGGUAUCUGCGUUGUCACGUCCUUCGGAUGCAGACACUGCGAUCGGGAUAGCUGCUGGUCAAGGUGGACGCAGCCAGCUUCCAGCUGACAGGUUGACUGGCGUGCGGGAAAACGCAACGAUGAAUGGCAGUGGAGGCACGAGCAGUUUCCACCGUCCAUCAACCACUCGACGGAUGCGAGAGUUUGAGAACCGCGCCAUGUCCAGCGACGAUGCGUCUGCUAUGAGUCGCGGACAUAGCACCACUUCGCUGUGCUCGCCUCGUAGUCGUCGCAAGGGACGCAGUGCAGUGUCACACAUGUAA
Messenger RNA from Peronospora matthiolae, 4683 nucleotides. Lineage: Eukaryota; Oomycota; Peronosporomycetes; Peronosporales; Peronosporaceae. The record is from the annotation of a GenBank genome assembly.